CAUUAGCCGGACAAAUCACACUGUCUCAUCGAUCAUAUUUCCCGGAGUCCCAACAUCGGCUAAACAGACGUUGCACGGGGUUUGAAUGCCACUCGGGAACCUUGCACUUCGCAUGCGCCACAAAUGAGGCCAAUGUUUUCACCGGUUGACAGCUGCGGGGACAGUUUCUUCGAUUCAGCUUCGUCCAGCAGGCGCACCGAAACGGCGAGAACGAUUCUGCGAGUGUUUACCUAACAAAUCGAAUCGAAACUCUCCACGUGCUUUCGCUCACGCACUAUCCUUAUAAAUCACACGCACGACCAACAACGAUGGGAAGCUUCUUUUCGCACCCGACCGGGAUGGAAGUGGUCAAGAAGAAUCAGGAAUACAUUUCCGAGAUGAACAAAAUCAAGAUGGAGCGCUGGAUACAGAUGCACUUCCAGAUGAAGGAACGGGAAACGGCGAUGCAGAUCUCGCGGGCCCGGGAGCUCUUCUACUGGCUCUCGUCGUUCUACGCCGUAACCACCAUCGGACUAAUCGGACGGUUCCGACUCACCAAGCGCCCCGGUACGCUUGCACCGAUCGUGCCCCUUUCGUUUGUCGUCGCUUACUAUGCGGAUCUUGCUUACGGGACAAAGAUUCAUCGAAUACAAGCCGAAGCGGAAAUGAUUAUGCAUAAUGAGCCGGAGCUGCUCGAGUGGCCAAGCGGACUGCCGACCGUGUCGGAGAUCGAUUCAGCUCGGCUCGAUAUUGACGAUAAGAUUCGGCUUCAUCCUCAUCAGCUUUAAAGGCUACGCGGACCGUCGUUAAUGGAGGUCCACAGCGUUACAGUAUUACCAGCGGACAGGGAGAGGACCGCAGUCGGGUCGGGUUUUUAGCUCUCUAGUUUGUACCAUCAUCAAUAGUUAACACACCAAGCACUGGCGCACGCACGCGUUUUGAGUGAGAUAGCGCACCAAAGACGAACCGCGUGAAGCGGAAAGCUUAGUUUUGUAAGAACAAAUAGCAGAUUUCUCUUUCUUCUUGUUGCACAUAGAGAUAAUAGUUGCAAACCAAUGCUGAUUCCAGGUUUCUUGUGACAGAAUCAGCCUUAGAGACCCUGUUUUCGCUAUCACGUACCGGCACCACGUUCCGACGGCAUCUCCUUCUUAUUCUGCUUUCUCUCGAUGUCUUGAUACGGCCCGUUCCCGUCAACCGUUUCUAGUCUAGUCACACAUAGCGAUAUAAUCGUCCUUUUAGUGAGUGUUAAGCAAACAAAGCAACAGAAACUUUAACCAUUCUCCAAACGGAAACGAUAACAAUAAGCAAUAAGUGCAUUUAUAACCCUUCUCAUCUCCUCUUCGAUGUAUUGGUGGCGGGUGGUUUAAAGGAUCCGAUGUUAUCGUCGUACACAGUUUCAGGCGUGCGAUAACUCACAUUUACAUCCAUUGUACUGUUACUCAGCCAACGACCGCGGCGGUUAUCGGAAUUGUGUCUUGUAUGUGUGCGUGUGCGUGUGACAGUUUUUAAAAAAUUACAUUCAACAGUCCUGUUAACUACGUGAAAUGUGCUGCAUCCGGUUUUUCUAGCGUGUAAAUGAUAAUAAAGUACGUGAAAAACCA
Anopheles stephensi (Asian malaria mosquito) is the source of this 1580-nucleotide messenger RNA. RefSeq names its product plasminogen receptor (KT). The record is from RefSeq and is a predicted model, not a curated record. Gene Ontology annotation, cellular component: plasma membrane. Gene Ontology annotation, biological process: positive regulation of plasminogen activation. NCBI's taxonomy places the organism in Eukaryota, Metazoa, Arthropoda, Insecta, Diptera, Culicidae.